UUUAAUUUUCUCUCAUCUCUUUCUUUUAAUUUCUAUUAUUGUACCAUGAAUAAUUUCCAUCCAAACACUUCUCUUCACCUGAGUCAUCAUCAUCAUCAUCACUUACCUACUGCAGAUGAGAAUUCAAUCAACCUUGACCUUCUUCUUGAGCCUUCUUCUUCUUCAACUUCUUCAUCUUCACCUCUUAGUGGUGGUGCUGGUAAUAAUUAUAAUAAUAUGACAGAGGCAAGGGUAUUCUCAUGCAACUACUGCCAAAGAAAGUUCUACAGCUCUCAGGCCUUGGGAGGACACCAGAACGCUCACAAGCUCGAAAGGACGCUGGCCAAGAAGACCAGGGAGAUCACUUCAUCCAUGCAAGAUCACAGAUCAAACUUCAUCAAUUCUACUACUACUACUACUUCACAUCAUGCUUUUGGUGUUCUUGAGAACCAUGUCCAUGGUGCUGGAGGAAGAAGAGAUAACAAUAGCUUCAGCUACGGCGGUUCAAAACAAUUAGGUGUGGCUGCUUCUUGGUCCCGUGGUUACACUUCUACUACUUCUGAAAAUGUUCAUCAGGAAGAUAUUAGCCAACUUGACUUGUCAUUAAGGCUUUGAAACUUAUGAUGAUGAACAUGAUGAACAAGAAAAAUUCUGGGUUUUUCUGAUUAUGAAUGAUGAACAAUAAUAUAAUGUGGCGGUAGAGAGAAUUGAAGGGGCUAGAUAGGAGGAUGUAAGUGGGGGAAGCAAGAAUCAAUCUUAAAAGAUGGAUCCAAGUUGUUGAUCUACCACUGCCACUUUUUCUUUACAAGGUAAAUAAUGCGAGGCUGGAUUUCAGGUUAC
Molecule: messenger RNA, 819 nt
Organism: Arachis duranensis
Lineage: Eukaryota; Viridiplantae; Streptophyta; Magnoliopsida; Fabales; Fabaceae
Product: zinc finger protein 2
Exons: 1
Coding region: 46-594 (182 amino acids)
Biological process (GO): negative regulation of abscisic acid-activated signaling pathway
Source: RefSeq, a predicted model, not a curated record